AUGUCUUCUUGCUCUCAAGAAUGUAACCUAGCACUGAAUCCGGGGGAAACCAAGGCGAUGCUGUUCUCGACUUUGCAGCGUUCCAGAGUUCACCUGCUUCACGAAUAUGUCACUGGCCUUCGUAUAGGCGGAAACCAACUCGAACGUCUUGAUAGCGCUCGAUUGUUAGGUACCCAAUUGCAUCAUCAUUUAACUUGGCAAAUAUCCAGCUGUUACAAAACCUUAUCCGUACUAAGAAAACUAAAGCAUCUUGCUCCUUACAAGAUCAGAAAGCAGUUAUCUGAGUGUCUAGUGCUAUCAAAGCUGGAUUAUAAUGAUAUAGUGAGUCAUCCAAUUCCUGAAUAUCUCGUGAAACGUCUUUUUGUUGUCGGAAGGUAUGCCACUAAAUUGGAUGUGUUGAAAUUGGGAUGGCUUCCAAUCAAAGAACGAAGAGAUUUUCGUUUGGCCUAA
Molecule: messenger RNA, 450 nt
Organism: Paramuricea clavata
Lineage: Eukaryota; Metazoa; Cnidaria; Anthozoa; Malacalcyonacea; Plexauridae
Source: the annotation of a GenBank genome assembly